AUGGAAGGAAGAUGGAAACCUUUUCUUCUUCGCUCUCUGACAUGCGGCAAAGUUAGCACGGAACUACCGGAACAAAUGAAGGGGCUAAAUGGCUCAAAAGCAUACAUCAUUACUGGACACAGUUUAAAGACCAAAACUCCCGUCGUCUCACAAAUUGAAUCGAUUCUCGGAUCAUCUCAUGCCGGCACAUCUUCAUCUAUUCAGCAGCAUGCUCCUAUAAAGGGGAUUAAUGAAGCCAUGGAAGCAGUUGAGCAAACUGGCGCGGAUAUUCUCAUCUCAGUUGGUGGUGGCUCACCAAUUGAUGCAGCUAAAGUAAUUAUAUACAGACUUCAUGAAAAGAAUCCAGGUAUAUGGCUUCCUCACAUUGCAAUACCAACCACGUUAAGCGCUGCAGAAUGCAACGUGAUAGCCGGUUACACGUCAGAAGAUGGCCGUAAACUAUCCGUUCAAGAUCCCCAUCUCUCACCAAGUGCAAUUAUUUAUGACGCCGAAUUAGCAAAAUACACACCUCAAAAGCUUUGGCUCAGUUCAGGCAUGAGAGCAGUCGAUCAUUCCAUUGAAAUACUCUAUCAUCCGGAAGCCCUAGAUAUACCAACAAAAAGACUUGCGCUCGAAGCACUUCGAGAUUUAUACACUUAUUUACCAAAGUCUAAAGAAGCGCCUGAAGAUCUCAAAAUUAUUUCACAUCUCCAAAUGGCUGCCUUUGCUUCACUCUUUUCACUUGGACAAGUUUCUACCGGUCUCGGACUGAGUCAUGCAAUCGGCCAUGCUCUCGGUGCUUCAUAUGGAAUCCCACAUGGAAUCACUAGCUGUUUGACGUUGAGCUUAGUCAUUGAGUUAAAAUCAAAGUAUCAAGAAAGUGCCUCGCAACUUGCUCGAGCAUUGCCAUAUAUUGGAAUGGAGUCAUGUGGUAAUUCAGAGAAAGAUGCUCAGACAUUGGCAUUUGCAGUGGAUAAUCUUGUCAAGAAUUUGGGUUUGAAAACUACAUUAAACGAAUACAAAGUUCCGCGUGACCAAGCUGAGAUCAUAACAGAGCGAGCGCUCAAGAAAAGAGAUGAUCCUGCGCGCGAUCGUGUUCUGGAACUCGUUCAGAAACUUUGGUAG
Molecule: messenger RNA, 1104 nt
Organism: Didymodactylos carnosus
Lineage: Eukaryota; Metazoa; Rotifera; Eurotatoria; Philodinida; Philodinidae
Source: the annotation of a GenBank genome assembly